Molecule: messenger RNA, 8061 nt
Organism: Xyrichtys novacula (pearly razorfish)
Lineage: Eukaryota; Metazoa; Chordata; Actinopteri; Labriformes; Labridae
Source: the annotation of a GenBank genome assembly
GGGGUUGGGUUGGGGUAGAUUAGGGUUUUCUUUGUUUCUUUUAUUCCUCUGCCAUGUAAAUCACUUUGUGAUACAUCUUUUUUGUAUGAAUAAGAAUAAGAAGAACUUUAUUAAUCCCUGAAGGGAAAUUUAAUGUCUGUAAUAUAUCUCUAAAAGUUAUCUAUUAUUUACACAAGAGUUAUACAGUCUGGUGGCUGUUGAUACUAAAGAUCUUCUGAAUCUUUCUGUCCUGCAGUGAAAAGAGAGGAGCCAUCCGCCACCAUUGGCCCUUUGGUCCAUCAAGGUGUUGUGAAGUGGGUGAUCCAUGUUCUUAAGAAUAGUCUCCACCUUCCUCAGUGUAAAUCUCUCCACCACAUCCUCCACUGAGUCCAGUUUGAGUCCAACCACAGAGCCAGCCUUUUUCACCAGUUUGUUCAGACAUCUUGCAUCUUUGUGUUUGAUGCUUCCUCCCCAGCAGACUGCAGUGUAGAACAGAACACUUGCCACCACACUGAUAAAACAUCUGCAGCAUCUUACUACAGAUGUCUAUUGAUCGGAGUCUUCUCAGGCAAAAGAGGCGGCUCUGCUCCUUUCUGUAGAUAAAGUCUAUAUUCUUAGAUCAGUCCAACUUAUUAUCCAGAUGUACACCUAGGUAUUUAUAUGAUGUCACCACUUGAUGUCCACUCCACAGGUGUUCACUAAAAGUGCUAUACAAAUAAAGACUGAUUGAUUGAUUGAUAAUGAUUAGUAUAACUGUGUUCAUUCCUUGUGACAGGCUGUGUGCGUCACACAGAAACAGUACACCUGACAGUAGGUGAGCUCAGACAGGUGUUUGGUACCUGUAGAGGUGUGUAAGGCUGACUUUGGUGUCACUGAGCAGAUUGAAUUUCAGCUGGAAGAUGGUCAAACAUCAGAGAGGAGAUCGGCUGAUCGUCAGAGAGCAGAAAAGUCAACAUUGUGCAUAUUUUUAAUAAAACGCAGGUGUGUCUGGGGUAUCUUUCUCACAUUACAGGAUGAAAGACUUGGAAAAAACGCAUUAAACCUCAUAUAGACCACAGUUAAACAAGGUGGAGUGAAGACCCCCAUCUGAGCCCCUGCUUAAACGUCCUACGGUAGAUUAAUGCUGUUAAAACUGAGCAGGAUGUCUCAUUAACACCGCAUUACGGAGCUAACGUCAUACUUUGUUGUAAAAUCGUGACCUUUCAGUCAAAUUGUUAGCUGACGACCGUUAGCAGCAGUUGUCUGUGUUUAUUUCGCUGUGUUCAAGUUAUCGUUCCUGGGACGAGUUUAAAAGUUAAAAUCUAUCUGCGUCAGAUUUGUUACAUUUCGAUGAAAAAACAGCGUCGCUAAACCAUGUUAAACAAAAAUACAAGGGAAAUAAAACGUAUUAUUAAAGUUAGCUGCUAAUCAAAAUACUCACUGCAAUCCUGACGACUCCACUUUUAAAUCAAGUAGCUCGUAGGAACAACGUGAUGACGUAGCACGCCUACACAGACGUUUUCUGGGUAAUAGAGUUGAAUGUUGUCAGCUCUUUUGCCUCAAAAUGAUCACUCGGGUUUCAACAUCAGUAUUAGUCAAGUCACACUUUUCUUAUUUAAUUUAUUCAAUUGCUAAUGUUACAUUUAUCAUAGCUGUUUAUGACGAAGAGUCGCACAGGAAACAGUCAACUAGACUUCCAGAUGCUGAACUACGUUUCCCAUAAUCCAUCGCUUUUAUAAAUAUGCGCAAGCAUGGCGGCGUCCACAGCAAGAGUGGAAGAUGUUACAGGACCUCUUGAUAAAUGUUUGUCAGGACUCGGGUUUGAAGUUCAUCCUCUGAAGGUGAGUAGAUAUGUGUGCAACGUUAUUCAAAUGAUGAUUUCAUUUUAAUAUUUUAAACUUGUCUCCACAAAAAAAACCAUCGUAAGACACAAGUGCAGCUCAAAAUAUCAAACUUCAAUAUUUUCCAGAUUAAAUCACAUUAAAGUAAAAUAUUUCAAGACCUUUUGCUUUAAAGGCUAGUUUAAAGUCAAACUUUGGGGCCCUUUUUAUGUAACCAACAACUAUGACAUUUGGUUUCACAGCAAAUAAUGUGUUUUAAUGUAGCAUAAGCUCCAAUGAAUUUGGCUGAGGUGAAUUAACUGAACACAGCGUGAUGAAAUUUGUAUGCAUGAAAGAGAAAGAAAGAGAGGAAAAUGUGUAUUGCACCACUCACUUAGUCGUUUACUUUAUGGUUGUGUUCACAAUUGCAUACUGUCUUAUUGUUCCUUUAACUCUACUCCUGUUGGAAGUACUUUAAAGACCCUGUUAGAGCCCAUAAUAUAUUUUGAACCUUCUUAAAAUAGCAUUACAUAGAUUAGUGUAAACAAUUUUGCAAAAGUACCGGGUGAACAUGCAUGCAUACAUUUUAAUUUUUUAUUUAGUCUUUUAGUUGUUAGAAUCUUGAUAUGUAUGGUUUACAGUUUACAGUCCAGUUUCUUGUCACUUCUUUCAGCCCUGAAAAGAGGUCUGAUAAGAUAAUGAACUCUUAAAACCUGCAAAGGUUUACUGAGCCUUUAUUCUCCCACUUUAGUUAGGUACACACAAACACAAUAACUGGGAAGACUGCUGAGCGACCGUGGCCCAGAAGACCAUUAUCACACCUUUACAAGGAGGGUGAGCAAAAGAAGGUCACUACUGCUGAGAAGCUUUUUGGUUCCUUUUCCAGCAGGACCUGGCAUCUGCCCACAGUGCCAAAACUACCAGAAACUGGUUUGCUGACCAUGGUAUUACUGUGUUUGUUGUCCACUGAACUGGCCUGAGCUGAACCCCAUAGACAGACUCUGGGUAUUAUCAAGAGAAAGAUGAGAGACACCAGAGCAAUAAUACAGCCAAGCUGAAGGAGCCAUCAGAAAAACCUGGACUUCACUAACACCCCAGCAGAUACACAGACUGUUUGCCUCCAUAACACAUCACAAAGAUACAGUAAUUCAUGCAAAAUGAGCACUGACCAAGUACUGAAAGGAACAAAAUUUUCCAGAAGGUUGACAUUUCUGUAUCAUAAUUCCUUUAUUUGGAUUGAUGUUUUGUAAUAUUCUAAUGAUUCAAGUUUUUUGAUGUUUUAACCUAUAAUCAGGGAGAUUCAAACAACAAAAAAUAGAUUCUGCAUUCUUUUUCCUCGGGGAGAUUACUUCAAAGUCAGGACCCCAACAGAAAAAAAAAUUCUCUCUACCUGUCUGUUUCUGUCAGGUGGGCUGGUAUAAUGCCAUCCUGCCCCCCUCUCUGGCCCUGUCCUAUGCUGAUGACACCCUGGCUGUGGUGGUCUUCAGCACGCCAUCCGUGUUUGAAAAAGCCUUCCUGCCUUUCUUAGAGGGGCGGGGCUAUGAGGGUGUGCGUGACCCCAUCGAUCAGUGUGUGAGAGAGUGUGUGUCCUCUGCUGUCUCUAAGGUCAGUCUGUGAGGUAGAUAAUUAUUCUGAUAUUAAUGAUGAUGUUCGUUCAUAUCACAGACCUGCAGGUGUGUUCAGAGUUUGUAGACCGGUCUCUGUGUCUUCAGUGUUUUCCAGGUCAGAAGGUCGAUAUCAGCUACGACUAUGAGCUGCUGCCCAGCAGGAGGCCUCGUUUCCUCGCUCAGACGGCGGCUCAUGUGUCCGGAGGAGCAUAUUACUACCAGCAGAAAGACAUCACAGAACCGCCAUGGACAGACAGGGUAACUAAUCAUGACUGUUCCUAUUAUGUUACUGUAGCUGUCACUGUUACCAACACGCUCUUACUAACUGUUACUUCUUAGUGUCUUGCUGCUUCUUACUAAUUUAUUAACAAUGCUCAAAGCAACAUAAAUCCCUCUUAAAUUUGAAGGAUUGCAUGCAAUUGCAAGUUUCACCCUGACCUUACUUUGACUUUUUCCUACUACCUCCCUAAGGUAGUAGACAUGAUACAAAACAUGAUACACUGUGAAAAAGUCAGCAGGAUGAGAUUUUGUUGGAAGAGCACACUUUAAGUAUGUAGAAGACUACUCUGCCCACUGUGGGGUGCCAAAACUAACACGAAUCAAAAGGUCCUCACAGGAGGUCUAAUUAUGAUUUAUGAAUUUUUUUUUGUUUGUUUGUUUUUUGAUUUUUUGCCCUCAUAGCCCAUUGACAAGACUAGUACAAUACAUGUGCUCAGCUGUUAUGGCAGGGAAAUGUUUAGAAUAGAGUGCAUAUCAAGUUUUUGUGAAUUUUAAGUAAUUAAUAUUUAUUUAUAUUUUAUGUUCAUAGUUUUUUUUUUAUAUAUUUUGUGGUAUUUGUGUUCCUGUUCUUUUAACAGCUUUGUGAAGGUGUUUGUUGCUUCUCUCAGUUUUUUUAGUCACACACUGCUCAUAUUUGCAACCGUGAUUGUGCUGCAACUAUUGCCAAAAAUCAUACAGGACUGUUUUGAUUUAGAGAAAAAUUUACUGACUUGCUUUUGUGCUGUUACUUCUCUUUUAUCAUGAGUAUAAAUUGUGAUAACCUAUUGUCUCUGUGCAUUUUGUAGAAGAUGUUCGGGGUGUGUGUCCAUCCUCAGUUCGGCGGCUGGUUUGCGAUCAGAGCUCUCUUGGUGUUCGUGGAUUUGAGGGGGGACUCUGACAUGCAGCAGUCUCCUCCUGCAGACUGUGUGCCGACCAGAGAGGAUCGGGUCCGUUUGCUGGAAGCCUUUAAUCUACACUGGCAGGUACAGACCGACGUCACAACAUAGACACACCUGUGUCAUGUCAGAAACACUUCAGUCAAGCUACAGGUACUUGUGUUUUCUGCCUUUAGGAUUGGAGCUACAGAAACAUCAUCCCUCCUAUCGAGACCUACUCUCAGAGACAGAGGGACUACUUUUCCUGUCCUCCCUCUGAGAGACUCAGACUGCUGAAAUCGUGGGGUUUCCUGUCAGACAGUGAGGAGGCUGAUGUGACAGCAGUGACUCAGAGGGAAGUGAAUGGACAUGGCUGACAGAGAUGACAGAUGAACAUUGAGUUUAAUCACUGGAAACACUUUAAAUUAAACCUUAAAUUAAAAUGUAACUGAUGGAUGCAGACACUGAUCUGAGCUCAUGAACCUGUUUCAAGGUACGAAGGAUCCUUUUAAAUUGUUAAAUAAGAUCAUUGGCCUUAUGAAUGCUACUCUUUCAUGAGUUUCAAUGAUCACUGUACAUUUAAACACUACACAUUACUCCUGCUGCUUUAAUUGACGCAUUUCUGCCCUUUAUACACUAAAGCGCGAAAAGUAGAUGCUUGAGAAACAGUUACUGAUCACACUGUUAUGUGACUCUCUCAGGAUCAACACAUUCAAGCCUGUGUAACCUGUCUGCCUUUAAUCUGUCCUGGCUGUCUUUAAAUUUGUUUCAUAAGGGGCCAAAAACUCAAAAGUGUAACUGUUUUCUAAAACAUUUCUGUCCUCUUUAAAAGUGACGUCAUAAACAGUAACAUUCAUAAAAUCUUCAGAAUGAAGAACUGCACUGUUGACAUUUUGGAGCUUGUUUACAUUAAGGGAGGAAACCACAAUGGUGACACUGUUAAAAAGUUGAAUUUCUCUUUUAUCAAAAAACACUGAAACCUCGUCUGUUCUAUACCCCAGGAUUCUUUGCUGCUAUUCUUCCCGCUUCUACCCCAUUUCCUCCUAUUUAUGCUGUGUCUGUCUUAUUUUACCCAUUUCAUGUUGAUUGUCAAGCCAGGUUUAUUUUGCACAGACCUAUGCUGUACCUACGCUGUCGUAAGCACCACAUACUUUUGUGCUGGAAAUAUGUACUGCCAAGCAGACCAUUCACAGGGCUUGCUGUGCACAUUGUUUGUAGCGUUAGCACAUUUUUGAGGAGGUGCGUGUCGGCUUAACGCCUGCGAUCAGGGCUAUGCAGCAGAUCUGACAUAGGAGCAUAAACCAGGACGCCUAUCCUGUUCUGAACCCUGGGGGUCUGUGCUGCUGCUCUCCCUGCCUUUGUUUUUCAUGUAUGGCACAUGGAUUAAAGAGGAGGUAUGCUCUCCUUAGCUCAGACUUUGGCAUAGUUCAUACGCAGUUUAACUCAUUAAAUUGAUAUAAUAAUUCUAAUUGAUAAAAGUGGCCCUGACAGUGUUUGAACUCUUCUAACAUCAACACUCAUGCACUCAUGGACUUUGAGUUGUGUUCCUGUAUAAGUUCAGCGUUAAGUGAAGUACCACUGUUAGAUCAUUAAGUGCAAAAGCUUGCUGAUGUGGAUUUGACAAUGCCAAAUAAAGCAUUUUCCUUAAGUCUCCAUACCCGCAGACUUUCCUGUGGGAUUACCAAAAAUCUGAUCUAAGUUUUGUGACAUGAAAGGCAGUAUUGUGUUGCCCGUAACUUAAUGGAAACUGGUUUAGGGAUAUAGAAAAGCAACAUUCAGUUAAGUUUGAAAUGAGACGAAAUGUAAACGAAAGAAGCAUGGAAGUAAAAGAAAACAAGGAAAUAAGUUUAUUUGUUGGCAGUUAGUAAGGGGUAGAAUACAGGCUCCCUUCAGGGAUUUUCAUAAGGUAAAGGCCAAAGUCAUCAAAAUUGAAGCAUGAUACUUUUAAUGUACCAGUUCUGCCGCUGGUGCACAGAUUGCAGGACAGGAUGUUGCACUCUCUCCUGUCAGAGCUGGUUGGGGUACAGUGGCUCCUCAGAUUGCUCUCACACAAGUGUCACUCAAACUUGCUUUAGUAUUUCUGCUCUGUGGUAUGAAUAGUUAAUAGUGCUAACAGACCGAAGUUACUGUUUCAUUGUCCUUUUUGGUAUUAGAAAAAUGUUUAUUUUUCUCACAAACUAAUCCCAAAAUGUUUCAAAAAGCUUUAUUUACAUGCCAGAAUAACUAUCAUAUGUGGCAGAGUUAUCUCAGACCUCCUCCUACCAGUUUGUUUUUUGUUUUUUUUGUUUGUAUCCUAUCAUAUUUGGUAGUAUACUCAGAAGUAUCACUGAGCUGUGAAACACACAAAUGUAGAGAAGAGCAGCUUAUAUAUUAUCUAUAUCUGUGAGGUGUUUUGUCACGGUCUUUGGGUCUAUACCAUCUUCUCCCACUCUGCGUCCAGGUUUCAGGCUUCAAACUGGAGUUUGGGUUUGAGCCAGCGUUUCCCAGUUGUCCUGCAGCAGACUCAGAGCAGGUUAUUUCCUCUCUUUGUCCUCUAGAUGUCACUCUCUUCAUAACAAACAUGGCGCUCAGGUUAAAUGAACUCUUCACUGCAGGUAAUCUGUGACUUUAAUCUGCUCUGAAGUUUAUUAAAGUCAUUUAUUCUCUGUUUUUGAGACUCAAUCCUGUUAGGCUGCUUGUUUGGACUCUUUAUGCUUUUACUGUACAUCUUUUAUCACUUCACUACAACACUUCUCUCUUUCUCCUUCUUUUACUGUAUCUCUCUCUUUUACUGCAUCCCCCCUCCUCACCCUCCUCCCCUCUCUGUUUACUGAAUCAGCGUUUCAGUUUGCUGCAGGCCUGCAGAGAGAGGCAGAGCAUGGAGUUAAUUAUUCUCCCACAGAUACCCCCCCGCCCUGGCGUGUUUGCCCUGUAGUAACUCUGCAGUAACUCUCAGUCCUUCAUCUGCUGAAGAUCUUUAAGGAUAAUUUAUCCAUCAGGAUUUCAGCUCAGGCUCAGAUGAAGAUGUGAAAUUCUCUGAAAUAUGAGUUUGAUGUUGUGAGGCUCAUUUUUUGAGUAGAAACACAGAAAAGAAAAGAUUGAAGAGAGUUUACCACCCAUAAAAGGGGGGAAGGGGGGGAAGAGGAGAAAAGCCAGCAGGGCAGCAGAGGAAGAGGAGGGGGAGGACUGCCUCAGAGUCCUUUUAAUAUCAUCUAAUAUAAUCUGAUAAUAUUUAACUUUAGUAGAGUCAGAAACUAAGGGACAAAGAAGACGGAGGGAUGAUCUGAGAGAUAAAAACAGCUUUAUUCUGACUGAACCAGAGCCUGUAUGUAAAAAAACAAGUUUUAAAUGAAAUCAUGUUUUAUUAGACACAGAGUUUAGGUUAUAUAGGAGCCAGAAGGAGCUCAGCUCUUAGAGAAGGAGCCUGAGCUUCAGUGAGGCACGUUAGUUUAAAAUCAAACUUUUUAUGUAACCAACAACUAUGACAUUUGGUUUCACAGCAAAUAAUGUGUUUUUAAUUGUAGCAUAAGCUCCAAUGAAUAUGACUGAGGUGAAUUAACUGAA